Molecule: messenger RNA, 4045 nt
Organism: Patiria miniata (bat star)
Lineage: Eukaryota; Metazoa; Echinodermata; Asteroidea; Valvatida; Asterinidae
Gene: intu
Product: protein inturned-like
Exons: 18
Coding region: 895-3768 (957 amino acids)
Biological process (GO): nervous system development; vesicle-mediated transport; establishment of planar polarity
Cellular component (GO): cytoplasm; cilium
Molecular function (GO): protein binding
Source: RefSeq, a predicted model, not a curated record
AAUAUUGCAUUGCUGGCGGAGGUACAGGACUUUGCUGUUACCUGUCGAUGACAAUUGACAUUUCAAAGUUUCUCUCUCUGUACGCUCAUGCACAGUGUGAUGUCGCCUCAACAAUGAAUGAAGAAAUUGACAAGUAAAAACUUCAUGUUUUUGUCUAUACCACCUAUAGUUAUACAGUGCAGAGAUUUUAAUGAGGUGUCAGACUCAAUAUCCAGGAAAUUCAUCAACCAAAUACUGUAAGUAUAGUUGGGCUACAUGUGUUCCACAGCUACGCGCAAAACACCUGCACGUGAGCAUACGCCUGACGUCAUCAUACGAUAAUGAAUAACCACCACCCAGCAGUGUCGAACAUAAUGUUAUGACAUAUCCACACGCAAGAUCCCAACAGUACACGCACGCACUAGCAGGCACGUCUACCUCCGGUUAUAAAGGAGCUCAGGUGAAGCCGGCAAAGACACGUUUUCACCUGAAUCUGCACACAGCUGAAUUUUGAUUGAUUAUAGGCGCGUGUCUCAGUAUUCCUGAAACUCUUUAAAAACGAAUCUGCAACUGCAAUCCACCUCAACUGUGUCCAAGUGAUGAAAGCUGACCAUAUAAGACUGUAUCAUUAGAACCGACAAGCGGAUGACGUAUAUUCGGCACUACUGAUCUGCAGGAAAUGUGGAGAUCGCUAAAACUAUCACCAAAACUACAGUGGACUUCACCAGUAUCGGAAAAACUCAGAUCUUUGUAUGCCCUCCAACAACCAUUGAAGCCUCAUUAUCUUGUCUUAUUUGCUGGUUUUGGCGACGUGUAAACUUCAGGCGACGGUAAGCGGCCUACGCUUCUAAAACUUAGUGGAAGAGAGACGAUGCCCCACCAGGACCCAGAUUCCGCAGCAAACUCGACCGAGUCAUGUACGGCGUGCCCCGCUGGAUGUCACCGGCAGCCGCCGGUGCUGGGAGAUCGGGUCUCGGUCCCGCCGGUGAAGCGGACGACUUUGAUUCCAUCGGAUGCAUCCUUGCUCACUGUGGCUUGGAGCCAGUUUGGGCCAGCUCCGUGCAACCCUCCGGGGAACUGUUCUACCUUGAGCCUGGGACAGACCCUCACCAAGCAGGCAACCUCUCCACCUCACAGACAGCUCACCAGCAAGCACAAGAAAACAAGUCCUCCCAAGCUGCUGCCAAGAAGAAGAAGAACCUGGCAGCCUUGCAGAAGAUCAUGCGCCGCAAGAAGGGCUCCGAUCUCAUGAACGUUAACAACAGUGCGGACCCAUCCAGUAACGCCAAGCAGCGUGUUGUGAGCGGUAAGAAAUCCCCGCGGAGGACCUCGGCGCGGCACGGCAAGCCUGAACAGACCGUUGACGUGACCUUGAAGAUCGAGUCAAAACAGACGCAGGGAAACGCUCAGAUGGACCGUUUGGAAUCGUGGCUGGGUAUCGUUCACGCUUCCAACAAGAAGUCCAACGUUGCCAAUGGAUCAUCUCGGAACGGUCAUGCCCGCGGGGGUGAGGAGGAACAUCGCAAUGGGAGAGCUUUGUCGGCUUCGACUGAGACAAGGGUCUCGGUGAGGGGGUUGGUACCAUCUGGAGCUGCCAUGAGGUCUGGAGAAGUUGAGCUGGGUGACAUCAUCGUCAGCAUCAAUGGCAUCCCUGUAUUUGCAGAGACGGUUGGCUCAGUCCUAGCUUCCAUGGCCAGUGCUUCGGUGUUCAAACUGCAACUCCAGAGGGGUAGCCUGGGCUCCUGGGAGAAGUACAUCGUGCCUCCCCAGCGACCGCCCAUCAACGGCACCCUGGUCAAGCUGAUCAGCGGGGAGAGGUUGAAGGAGGUAGAGGACCCACUCAGGGACAUCUGUCGGAUCAUCACGUACCUGACCCUGGGCAAGGAAGGGGAUGAGGAGGGCAAGGAUAUAUUGUAUGAGUUCCCGGUGACGAAGGCCUCUCGAAAGCUGAGUGACAUCCGAGGAUUGUUCAUUACGCUGAGCGAUAUGCUGCAGAAUAUCACAGACAGUGCCAUCACUAGUACUUCCCUGGUAAUCGGAGCCGAACUGGUUCACAUCAGCUAUCAGAAAGCAGGCUCUGAGGUCCUAGUGAUGGCGGUACCGGCUACCAGGGUACCGAUCUUCCUUCUAGACUGCAUCAUCAAAGAUGUGGUCCGACUCCUGUGCUUUCUCUUCAAAAACCUUGACAGUGCUUUCCAAGACUCCAACCACCCCAGGCUGAAUCAUCUCUUCAGUUUGCUCUUCCAGCGUCUUCUCCUGACAGAGAGGCAGCAGAGCCAGAAGACCACCAGCAGUACCUUCCUGGAGGGUCUACCCGGGGCUAGGUGGCUGGACCUGCCUGAAGAAGUCAAGAUCAACGUCGACAGCAGCCUGAGUGAACUAGAGGCAGCAGAUUUUGCAGACAUGUCUGACGAUCACUAUGACGACAGAAGACCCUAUGUUCUUCUUGGCUCUUGUCUCUUCUACAAAGGUUACGUUACUGCCAGUCACUUGCCCGCGGAUGACCUGAGAGACAUCGCCGUCUACUGUCGCAACUACAGCCUGAUGGUACUGAGCUCCCAGCAGCAAGUAGGCCAGCUAGUCAUCUGGAAAGAGGUCUUCCCCACCCGUAGGGCGGAGCGGACAGAACCGGUGAUACAAGGGUAUCAAGAACCCCAGGGGAGGUGGUUUCUGCUGAUAGUUGGCCAGAGGCACAGCUUGUUGUGCUUGCUAAUGGAAGCAGGGGGCUGUGCAUCAAAGUGUGAAGGUACCCCAGCCCCAGACCCUUUCUACGUUGACCAGGCUAGGGCGACCCUCUUGCAUUUAGAGUCUCUCAAUGUACCAGAUGCUUGUGAAGAAAGAUUAUCAGCCCCGCCCAUCCCAGCCCUCUCCUGUGCAGACUGGUUCUUUCCAACCCGCAAGAGCACUGCCGAGUCUGGUACCCCGCCCCUCCCCAUUCAGGCAUCACCCAUGCUAUCCAAGCUACACAGCCAGUCUCCGGCAAGAGGAAGGAAACUCUUACAGGCAGACAUUACUUCUCGACGCCGGUCUAGUUCCCCGAGUUCCAACCAACUGUCCACCCCUAGCCCCGUGCCCAGGCGCCAUACCGCCUCCAGGCUGGACUCUGACAAUGAGAGUGACACCGCCAGCCCUUACAACUCCAGGGGGAACAGCACACAGAGCUCCCCGAUCCCCCGGCGAAGGAACGGCGAAAGGAAAGGGUCGGAUGUGUCGGGAGGAUCGGUUAGCAGCGCCGAGCUUUAUAAAGUUGCAAGGAAGAAACGUCUGAUUCCGGACCCCUACAACAUGGGCAUGAUGCAUCGGGGCCAGGAGUUAGCAUGCAAUGACUACUUCACUGCUACCAAAUUGACAGCCGGUUGUGACAACACCCUCUUCCACUACGCCCACCUGGACGCAGCCAGCGGUGUCAUAGCCUGCCCCACCCAUGGUGACCUGUCACUCAUCGGUGGUCACGCCCACGCUCAGCUGAUACAAAACUUCAACAGGUGCUGUCUGACCAUCAGGCAACUUCUCUGUCGCAGCACGAGAUUAAAGGCAAGACCCGAGGACUCUAGUCGCCCUAUGCAGAGUGACCUGUCCAUGGGGUACGUCAGGGAGUACGGCGUCAUGUUUAAAUGCCAGCCAGAAAACUGGCAGGAGAAGAAGACACCACCAAGCAUCAACUACUGGGUCGUGGGGAGGCUGUUCGAGGAGCCAAGUCCCAGGGAAUGCUACGUCUGCUACCAUGAAAGUGCAACUCAGAAUGUGAUUGAACUUGCCUUCAAAUUGGCCUUUGGGGCGGGACUUUGACCAAGGCCCCCUGCCCCCCCCCCCCCCCUUUCACUCCCCUCCCCUCCACUCCACCCCUGGGUGAGCCAUAACUACAAGACUGAGACAGACACGAUUCUCAUCGCUACACAACUGAUGCAGCUUCUUACACUGCCUCCAGCGUCUUACCUCCAUUGAGGCGGAUGCAGGAAUGACCAUGAGGCUAAAUGGACCGGGACGCAGAGACAAACUUGGACCAGUCAAGUGGGAGUACUGCAUCUCUCGUCUCUCAACAUUGUUCUUCACCGUGUAUGAUGAU